Messenger RNA from Thamnophis sirtalis, 1879 nucleotides. NCBI's taxonomy places the organism in Eukaryota, Metazoa, Chordata, Lepidosauria, Squamata, Natricidae. The record is from RefSeq and is a predicted model, not a curated record.
AUCAUCGAUGUGAAACCCCCGUCCGUGCGAUUCCUCCCGGAAGGCGCACGAAUAGCUGCCUACUGGAGUCAACAGUACCGAUGCCUCUACCCAGGGACGGUUGUCCGAGGUGUCCAUGAUCAAGAGGAAGAUGGCAAUUUGAUCACUGUGGAAUUUGACGAUGGGGACACCGGGAGGAUCCCUUUAUCUCACAUCCGGCUUCUCCCCCCUGAUUACAAGAUCCAAUGUGCUGAGCCCUCUCCUGCCCUCCUGGUGCCGAGCAUGAGACGCCGCAGCCGUAAAUCCAGUAAGGACGAAGGCAAUGGGGUGGAAUCAGAAGACUCGGGAGCCAAAGGCAAAGGGCGUGGAAGGAAGCCGAAUAAGAAACAAAAAACAGAAGAAUCCGUCCUGGCAGACCAGACCAUCGUGGGGGAGAUGCUGUCCGCCUCUUCUCUUGGCUCGGAAAUGCCGGUUUGCAAACAAGCUUCCAAAAAGAUCCCGUCGGAUCCUUCCAGGACUUCCCCAGCUCCUGCCGAAGACAAGCAUCACAGCAAAGCAGGCAAGGGGAAGAUUCCUGCCAAGCUCCAUAGCUCGGUUCCCGCCACCUUCCAGACACCGGUGUUCGGCAGCGUUCGUGGGAACGAACCCUACCCUGGACCGUACGGUCCUUCCGGCGGCUCCUCGGGGAAAGUCAAAUCGAAGAAAGGAAAAUCCACCGAGGAGGGACAAGAAUUUGGGUCUGCUCCCAAAGCUCAGAGGAAGAUCCCAGACAGUGAGAUCUUGAUCAAGCUGGACCACGAGGGGGUCAUGUCUCCCAAGACCAAGAAGACCAAAGAGGCCAUGAGGAUGCUGGGGGAGUCAAGUCUGGCCAGUAGGAGAGAAGCUAAGAACAUCUUAGGGCUCAGCUACACUGCCAUGGCCUGUUCGAACCCCAAGCAGAAACCUUCUCGGAGCAAGGUUGCCGAGGGAGAGCCCUCUACUAAUUUUGGAGGCAAGUUUGAGAACUCUGGAGAUCCUCCAUCUUCUUCUAAGGCUCAAGAAGACAACGGUGAAGUGGCCCCUGCGAGGGACGAGUCGGAAAGUAGUGGUAGCAGUUCGGAUUCGGAAGGAGGAGAAGAAGAAGAAACGGAGAAGAACGGAAGUGGGGCUCAAGAUAGCAGCUCGGCCAGUUCGAGAGCCUCCACCCCAAUUUCCUCUUCAAACUCCUCCUCCUCUUCUUCCUCCAGCAGCAGUAGCUCCUCCUCCUCCUCUUCUUCUUCUUCCUCCUCCUCCUCCUCUUCCUCCUCCUCCACUUCCUCCUCCAGCUCCAGCUCCUCUUCCUCCUCCUCCUCCUCUUCCACCACCGACGAAGACUCUUCCUGCAGCUCCGAAGACGAGGGGGCAGAGACCCAACCCAGCGCCUCUUCCACGCCGCCCACCCUCCCCGCCAAGCCCACCAAGGCCUCAGGGAAAUCGCCGUCUUCUUCACAUUCCCGAAACCCAAAGCAACCCCAGCAACAGGUAGCGCAAAAGCAACAACCGAGCGGGAACAAGAACCGGAGUAAGAAACGGGAAGGGAUCCACUUGCCCACCACGAAAGAACUCGCUAAACGCCAGAGGCUGCCCUCGGUGGAGAACCGGCCCAAAAUUGCUGCGUUCCUGCCUGCACGGCAACUUUGGAAGUGGUUUGGGAACCCUACCCAGGUAAGAGCACCAAUCCACCCUCCUGGAUUGUCCUUCGCGACGAUCUCUUUUGUUGAGGUAGACACUGACUUCCAUCAGUCCACGCUGGUUGGGUGGCUGGAAAUUGUCAACUCACAUCUGGAUGAGGACACAGAUGGUUAACUCUUUUAGAUAGAUAGAUAGAUAGAUAGAUAGAUAGAUAGAUAGAUAGAUAGAUAGAUAGAUAGAUAGAUAGAUA